CCCUCCAAGCUGCUGGAGCGGCUCGACGUGGACGCCGACCUGCAGCAGUCGGGCCGCUGCAUCUACAACUGCAUCAAGAAGCUCUACGCGCUGAUGGGGAGCCUCGCUCACGACCUGCUGGGAGAGUCGGCGGACCAGCAGGAGGACCUGGCAACGCUGCCCAGCGCCGAGAACUCCCUCACCUCCUCCAAGGUGUUCAGCUACGGCUCCUUGGGGGUGGCGGAUGCGCACCGCUUUUUCCUGCCCGAGUACGAGCUGCUCGACUUUGUCGUCCAGUCCAGCUUCACGAUGCCCCUGCAGGAGUACUCGGAGCUCUACGGCGUGGUCCCGAUGCGGGACAUUUACAAAGAUCGGGUGUGGCCCGUGCCGCACGACUUCAUCCCCUACGACGUGUUCGAGCGGCCGUACGAGUGCGCCACCGAGCUGCCCAAGGAGGCGAGCAAGCGGCAACAUGCAGGGGCUGCCAGCGCCGCCCCCAGCACGAUCAGCUUGCAGCAAGUGAUUCAGUAAAAUAAUCAUUUUACUUACUCGAUGAAUUCCAAUAAAAGCACUUUAGUCAAUCGA
Messenger RNA from Dendroctonus ponderosae (mountain pine beetle), 564 nucleotides. RefSeq lists its product as uncharacterized. Gene Ontology annotation, molecular function: blue light photoreceptor activity; FAD binding. The record is from RefSeq and is a predicted model, not a curated record. NCBI's taxonomy places the organism in Eukaryota, Metazoa, Arthropoda, Insecta, Coleoptera, Curculionidae.